CCUCGACAUUUUUCGCGCCAAAGGUCACAGUUGUGAUGGUGCUCAUCGACGUGUAUAGGGAUAUUAGUUCGUGAUGGUGCUUAAAUGCAAUGGCAUUAUUUAGUUUGACUGUGCGUUCAACGGUUUGCUCCCAUUUUUUAUUAAAUGGAUUACAUGUGACAAAAACAUUUCAAAAUGCAGUUGCCUUUCUGCAUUCAACCACGAGGUGGAGCCAUCAGCAUCACAAAGCUCAGCCUUCUAGUUGCGAUCGCUUAAUAAAAAUAAAUAUACCACAGCACAGUUUGAAUUGUGUAAGGACAAACGAUGGAUUUUUCCAAGUUCAAAGCAAGAAGCUUUUCAGCUGAUACGUACAAUAAGUACUUUUCACCUGACGUCGCACCAAUAGGAUAUGCUCAAAAUGUCUUGGAAUCCAUACAUUCAGUAACAGGGCUACCAUGGUGGGCCAGUAUACUAGUUACCACUGUUCUGCUGCGUAGUCUGGUAACCUUACCACUAACAAUUUAUUCCAUGCAUAUCAUAGCACGAGUUGAGCAGCUCCAGCCAGAAAUAGCAAAAUUGUCUCAAGAACUUCGUAGAGAGGUUGCUGUGGCAGUGAAAACGUUUGGAUGGGAUGCAAAAACAGCCCGUUUUAAAUACAAUACCACGAUGCGAAAACUCAUCAGAGAGCUGUAUAUCCGUGACAACUGCCACCCUGCUAAAUCCUCCCUUGUACUGUGGUUCCAGAUACCUAUGUGGAUCUCUGUCUCAUUUGCCCUCAGAAAUAUGAGUGGUGCCAUACCAAACAACACUUCAAAUGCACCUAUUCUUUGCCCUGACCUCCAAGCAGAGGGAACCUUGUGGUUUCCAGAUCUGACAGCUCCAGAUGUUACAUGGAUACUUCCAGUUAUUCUUGGAUUGGCUAACUUUAUAAACAUAGAGAUGCACAGCUUGCUGUCACAAAAGGCGAGUAAAUUUCAGCAAAGCUUGAUAUGGAUCAUGCGUGUUUUCAGCAUUUUAAUGGUACCCAUAGGUGCAGUGGUGCCUAGUUGUAUGUGUUACUACUGGGUUUGCUCAAGUUUGUUUGGAGUUGCCCAGAAUUUGAUGCUCAAGGUUCCAACUAUUCGACGUCUUGUACAUCUACCUCAAACCAGUGAAAGCAGCACUCCUUUUCAAGACAUGUACAGUGCAGCACUGAAAAAAUAUUUCAGGAAGCAGUGAUAAAAGCUACAUCCUUUGUUGGGCUGAAGUACAGUCUUUCAUGAUCUUGUUUGGUUUGUGAUUUUACUGAAUUGUUCAAUCCUGGGAUGCCUGUAAGUACAUGAAUGUGAUAGUGAAAAUUUAAUCUUUUAAUUAACAUUCUUUUGUAUGGGUUGUGUGUAAUGGAGGGGGAAAAUCAGGUUAUAUGUGCAUUAGGUGUCUGCAUCUCGAGUACUUACCAUAUUUUGCAUGAGCUAUUCACAUCAUAAUUUAACUGACUGGUUUUAAGAACGUCCAAAUCCUUACCAAUUGUGUACUUAGAACAGAAAUAUUCUGUAGCACUCUUGGCAUGCUUUUUCCUUUGGUGGGUGUUGGUUAUCACCUGUAAAUGCCUCAUUGGCAAUAAUCACAAGUUAAUACAAUUUUGAGUUUUUUUUUAACAUUUAUUUUGUUUCAUACAAUACAUAACAUACAAUAUACCAUAUGUAAACAAUAUAUAUUUUUUUCCCCUACCUCAUUAUCUUUAUUCCUUUGGAUUAAUCUUUAGCAUUAUACACUUUAUAAAUUAAUGUUCUAAAUACUUCAUAAUAGAGCUAUUAGUUUCAUCAAUAAUGAUAUAAACAAGCUGCCAUUACCCUGUAUAAGGAAGGAAAAGCAUUUUAUAUAGAACUUAUCGACCCAACAAGGGCAGCACAUUUUUGUAGAGAUCAACAGUGUAUUUGACCAGCUGAAAUCAACUUUGUUACACUAUUGACCCUUCGAUUGCUCAGAAGAAUAAAUAACUGCCUUUUAAAGGAGGCAUGUAUAGUAUUUGUGAGACCAAAAUUUCCCCCAUGUGCUGUUUUAUUCUGAGUAUCUUGAAACCAAAUUCAGUUAUCUCUUGUAAAGUUUUUUAAAACAAUAAGUUUAAGAAUCCGUCAGUUGUCAGAUUGCCUUUCAUUUAAAAGUAUCUAAGAUCAUGUUACAUGGUUUUGAUACAAAAGCCACUGUUGAUUAAAUUCCUUUUGUCUGUUUAGCCUAUGAUAAGCAGCUUUUUCGGUCAAAAAUCUGUGUUUUAGGUGGUAUGUAAAGUUCUGGGCUACAGGGAUUAGAUUCUGGAGGGUGCUCUUAUAGAUAAAGAACUUGGCUGAAAGUAUAAUGAUGUCCAGUACUUUAUCUGUUAGUAGUUUUGGAACCAUACCAAAGAGAAUGAGUCCUUCAGUUAAUGUAACUGUCUUUAUGUGUGGGUAUAUAUGGUGUAAAAAGUCUAUAAGUUCUUUCCAGAAUCUCUGGGUGAUCUGGCAAUGCCAAAAAAAGAUGUUCUAAUCAUUACAUAGGUGGCACCUAGGGGAAUCAGCUGUUUUACAACUUGAAAAAUAUUUCUGUGUUGGAAGAAUCCUGUGCAAUAACCUUGUUUGGAACCAUCUUAACUGGGUGUUUAGGGUAGUUUUAUAGGGCAGCACAAAAACCUUUCCAGUCUAGAUACUCAAAUUUAAUAUUCCACUUAGAGAUUGCUGUGGGUUGGGCUGAGUUUUGUAAGAGUAUUGAUUUCACCGCUUGAUUUCUUUUGCCAGUGAGUGGCCAUACAUUGGAAUUGGGUUAGACAUAAAUCACAUAAUUGUUUUACAUGGCAUGCUAACAUAAUAGGUCUCCUAGUGUAAAAUAUGACACCAGUGUAACAAAAUAAGUGGUCUAUAAAGAUAUGUGUGU
Pomacea canaliculata is the source of this 2865-nucleotide messenger RNA. RefSeq names its product cytochrome c oxidase assembly protein COX18, mitochondrial-like. The record is from RefSeq and is a predicted model, not a curated record. Gene Ontology annotation, biological process: mitochondrial respiratory chain complex IV assembly; protein insertion into mitochondrial inner membrane from matrix. Lineage: Eukaryota; Metazoa; Mollusca; Gastropoda; Architaenioglossa; Ampullariidae. Gene Ontology annotation, cellular component: mitochondrial inner membrane. Gene Ontology annotation, molecular function: membrane insertase activity.